Molecule: messenger RNA, 951 nt
Organism: Lactuca virosa
Lineage: Eukaryota; Viridiplantae; Streptophyta; Magnoliopsida; Asterales; Asteraceae
Source: the annotation of a GenBank genome assembly
AAAGGUUGAUGAACUGAUGUACAUGUGAGGCGGUGGCGCCAUAAGAAUCCUUCUAAUUGUAUAAGUAUAUCUCUUUACUUUCCAUUUGUUCAUACAACAAUCCUUUGAGUUUCCAAAUUAAAGCCAAUGACAACCACUACAAGAAGGUUAGAAGGGAAGGUAGCCUUGAUAACAGGGGCUGCAAGUGGAAUUGGGGAGUGUACUGCAAAGCUCUUUGCUGAACAUGGUGCAAAAAUCGUCAUCGCAGACAUUCAAGACCAACUUGGUCAAGCAGUUUGUGAGGCCAUAGGAUCAUCAAACUCAAUAUAUGUCCAUUGUGAUGUAACCAACGAAGAAGAUGUCAGAAAAGCUGUAGAUAUUGCAAUCGCCACAUAUGGAAAACUUGAUAUCAUGUUUUGUAAUGCAGGAAUAAUCGAUCCUAACAAGGAUCGCAUCAUCGAUAAUGAAAAAUCGGAUUUUGAACGUGUGCUUAGUGUCAACGUCACAGGUGUCUUUCUAAGUAUGAAACAUGCAGCUAGGGUUAUGGUUCCAGCAAGAGCUGGCUCAAUAAUAUCAACAGCUAGUGUUGUGUCAAAUAUCGGUGGCUUGUGCCCACAUGCUUACACUUGUUCAAAGCAUGCUGUAGCUGGUUUAACCAAGAAUCUGGCAGUUGAGCUUGGACAAUUUGGUAUUCGAGUCAAUUGUCUUUCACCUUACGCACUAGAUACACCACAAGCCACAGGUUUCACUGGGCUUAAAGGGGAGGAUUUCAAGAACAAGGUAAACUCAGUUGCAAACCUUAAGGGUGUGACACUUACAACAGAUGAUGUUGCUAAAGCUGUCCUUUUUUUGGCGAGUGAUGAGGCUAAGUAUAUUAGUGGACAUAAUUUGUUUAUUGAUGGUGGAUUUAGCAUUGUUAACCCAUCAUUCAAUAUGUUUCAAUAUCCAGAGAACCCUUUAUAAAUUGAGGUG